GCUAGGGAUGGGCUUUGGCCGCUAUGCCCGCCGCACGCGUCCCGCAUUGCGUGCCUUGAAGGGAGCGGGCUAGGAGGUGGCCACCGCGCCCGGGGCAGACUGACAGUCGCACACGAUGGCUGGAGGCCUGGCGGGAUCCUGCUCUAUGGGUCCCCCCACCCCUGGCACCGGGCGCCAAUCACGGCGGCUUUCCGGAGGCCCCGCCCAGAGGCGCGGCAUUUCUGGAGUCCAGCUGGCUUUCGGCGGGCCCCUCGAGCCGGGGGAGGGACGCCGAGGGCCCCUGGAGCCUGGCCCGGGGCGUCCGCGCCUGCCCCUCCUCCUCGCUCUAAUCUGGCAACGUGCUCAAUCAGUGCUCGGAGCGGGAGGGGCACGUGGGGCCGCUGCGGAUUGGCCGUCGGUCCCUCCGCCCCGCCCAAUCGGAGCCGCCCGCGUCGCGACCAGCCAAUCGCAGCCUUGGCCCGCCCCGCGGCCGGAGUCCAGACUUCUUCCGCUGCUCUGCUGCGAGGAACUUUGACCCGCCGUCCCAGUCAGCUGAGGCUCGGUGAACCCCGACUAGCCGCUGUCCGUUCCCCGGAGCUCACGCCGCGCCGCCGCCGCCAUGCCCUUCGUGGAGCUGGACACGAGCCUGCCGGCUGAGCGGCUGCCCAAGGACCUGAGCCAGCGCCUGUGCGCCGUGGCGGCGGCCGUGCUGGCCAAGCCCGAGGAGAGAGUGAACGUGACGGUGCGGCCGGCGCUGUCCAUGGUCCUGAGCGGCUCGGCCGCCCCCUGCGCGCAGCUGGUCGUCGCCUCCAUCGGGGUGGUGGGCACGGCCGAGCAGAACCGCGAGCACAGCGCCAAGUUCUUCGAGUUCCUCACCAAGGAGCUGGGGCUGAGCCAGGAGCGGAUCACCAUCCGGUUCUACCCCCUGGAGCCCUGGCAGAUCGGCAAGAUGGGCACGGUGAUGACGUUCCUGUGAGGGGCGCCCUGGCACAUUAAAAGGCCCGGCCCGCCUGGC
Monodelphis domestica (gray short-tailed opossum) is the source of this 994-nucleotide messenger RNA. RefSeq names its product D-dopachrome tautomerase (gene DDT). NCBI's taxonomy places the organism in Eukaryota, Metazoa, Chordata, Mammalia, Didelphimorphia, Didelphidae. Gene Ontology annotation, molecular function: phenylpyruvate tautomerase activity. The record is from RefSeq and is a predicted model, not a curated record.